Molecule: messenger RNA, 870 nt
Organism: Didymella exigua CBS 183.55
Lineage: Eukaryota; Fungi; Ascomycota; Dothideomycetes; Pleosporales; Didymellaceae
Product: NAD(P)-binding protein
Exons: 5
Coding region: 1-870 (289 amino acids)
Source: RefSeq, a predicted model, not a curated record
AUGUCGAGCUUUACUAUCUCCGACAACGAUCUUGACCAGGUCAAGGACCAAGUCGUUUUGAUCACUGGCGCCUCGUCUGGCAUCGGCCUUGCAACGGUUCGUCGCAUCAUCAAUCAUGGAGGCAAGGUCUACGCUGGGGAUCUCAAUUCACUGCCAGAGCCGGAAGCAGCUUCAGUCUCGUUCUCAAAAGUCGAUGUGACAGAUUGGAAGCAGCAAGUCGAGCUUUUCAAAGCAGCAGAAAAGCAAUACGGGAAGAUUGACCACGUAUUCGCCAAUGCCGGGAUUGCACCAACAGUCUCGCUGCUCGAGGACGAUGUAGAUGUCAACGGGGACCUACUUCCACCGGACCUCAAGACCAUCAACCAACAGCCAACCAAGCACACAGUGCUCAGCCUCAUGCGCUCCUUAACAGGGCACUUGCAUCCCAAUCUGCCCAUCCGCAUAAACGCCAUCGCGCCCUCAUGGACGGACACCGGCAUCCUCAGCCCCGCGGUCCUCGCCGCCAUCGACGAGGGCAGCUACCAGUCCGCCGACGUGCCCGCGCGCUCCAUCACCGUGCUCAUGGCCGACAAGACGCGCCACGGCACGCUGGUGUACAGCGAGCGCGGCCACUUCAAGGACCUCGAGAAUGGCGAGAAAAGGUACCACCAUCUGACGGUCAAAAUGCUCGGUGUCGAAAACGAAGAGGAUCUGGGUGAGCUGAGGGUCAUGCGGGAUCUGGCCAGGAUGGCGGCAGCGGAGAAGCUCGAUUCGUACAACGCGCUGGUGCUCGUGCCGCUGCCUGGCUAUGACUUCUUCCAGCCUGCGCAUCAGAUGGCAGGGCUACGACGAGCUGCUUCAUCAGCUGCGACCACUCCACAGCUGCAUUAA